UGACCAUUUGCUAGCUAGCAACAAGAUGGCGGUGGCAGUGCGGAGUUUGCAAGAUCAGCUCGAAAAAGCCAAAGAAGGCUUGAAAAAUGUGGAUGAUACUAUUCGCAAACUGACCGGACGAGAUCCCAAUGAUUCUAGACCGGGACAGAUGCGUCGGCUCAGCGGCCCCAUGGCAGGCCUGGGAUUGAUAGGAGGAGGUAGAGGCAGAGGACUCAACCUGAUCAGACGUAGUCUCUCGGAUAUGGGAAGCGGCGGCCCACCUGCCAAGCAGAGGGACAUUGACGGAGCUCUGCUGAGGCUGGCAGGAGAUCAGAGGGCCAGGAGAGACGUACGUCCCGACAGCGACGCCGAGGAUGAUGACGAUGUCAAAAAACCGGCGUUGCAGUCGUCCGUUAUAGCUACCUCCAAGGAGCGAACACGCCGAGAUCUCAUCCAGGAUCAAACUAUGGAUGAAAAGGGCAAACAGAGGAAUCGGCGCAUGUUUGGCCUGCUGAUGGGGACGCUGCAGAAAUUCAAGCAGGAAUCAAACGUCUCUUCAGAGAAGCUGAAGCGGCGUUCAGAGAUUGAGCAGAAGCUCGAGGUUCAGGCUGAGGCUGAGAAAAAGAAGGUGGAGAACGAAAGGCGAGAGCUGUUUGAAGAGAGGAGAGCCAAGCAGACAGAGCUGAGACUGCUGGAACAGAAAGUGGAAUUAGCUCAGCUGCAAGAGGAGUGGACCUGUCACAAUAAUCACUUACUAAAAUAUAUUCGCACAAAGACCAAGCCGCAUAUCUUCUACCGGCCUGGAAAAAUGUGCUCCGCAACACAGAAACUCCUCGAAGAAUCCACCAAAAAACUAAAUGCUGUGUUUGAGGAAAGGCGUGAGGCGUUUGCAGAACAUCUCAGCAAGAUGGAGUUGCGUCCUCGGCGACAGCUGAACCGUGACCCGGACGGCAGCACAGCCUCAAGGAUGGACCACCCGGCGGAGGGUAAGCCAGCAGGUCAGGUAGACAAGCGAACAGGUAAAAGGGGUUUCGCAGAGAUUGAGGAAGAUGAGGAAGAAGAUGAGGAUGAGGAGGAAGAAAACGUAAAGGAGAGAAAUAGAAAGGAGACAGAACAGGGAGAUAGGGAGGAAGCGGGAGAAGGUGAGAAGGAGGGGUUUAAGGAGGUGGAGGAAGUGAUGGAGGUGAGUGAGGAGGGAAGAGAGAAGCAAAAGGAGAACACAGAUAAGAAGGCUAGUCCAGAGUCAGAGGAGAUGGAGGUAGAGAAGAAGGCAGAAACGGAAGGUGAGGAUAAAGAGGGCGAGGUACUAACGGUCAGGCAGCAGGGGCCCACGGAGCCUCAAGUUGUAACAACUCCGGACACCCAGAAAUGUGAAACGGCUGUCGGCAACCAGGAAUCAGAAAACAAUGAUUCACCCCAAGACAGCCCCGCUGCAGGAGAACCAGCAGUACAGUCCCCUGCAAUGGAGGCAUCGCCAACCUCAGAACCCCAAACAGCCUCUGCCACUCCUGCACAGGAGCUUACUUCUGUCCAAGAUUCCAUCAUCCCUGCACAGGAUUCCACCACUCCUGUUCAGGAUUCCAUCUCUCCUGUCCAGGAUUCAACAAAUGAAAAGCAGCCGGUUGAAUUAAAAUCUGUGGAGGCCCCACAAAAGCUGCCCAAUUCCCAGAAGGCCUCUGUAACUACUCCUGAAAAGGAGGAGGAGGGCAGGGGGAGGAAGAAGGACAAACUGCGGAAGCGCCGCAGUCGCAGUAACAGCUCCUCUUCCUCCUCCUCUGGAUCCUCCUCCAGCAGUUCUUCCUCCUCCUCUGGAUCCUCCUCGUCAUCUUCCUCAUCCUCUUCCUCGUCAUCAUCCAGCAGCAGCAGCCGAGACAGCGGCAAGCGAAAGAGGCGUACAUCGGAUAAAAGCAGAGACGAGAAGAAAGAAGAUGAAAAAAGUCACCAUAAGGGAGGAGGGAGUAGCGGAGGAGGGAGAGACUCAAAAGAGGGGAGUAAGAGGAGCGAGGAGGGGAAGGGCAGGUCUUUCCGGAGUGAUAGGGAGCAUAAAGAUAGAGACAGGAAGGACAAGAGACGCUGAUGUGAUUGGGCUUCAGUAAAAACAGUGGAGAAAUAAACUGAGCGGUUUAUGAGAUAUCUGCGAUAACUGCUUUUGAACAUUUCUUUAAAACACUGGUUGUUGUUUUUUUUACCAUUGGAAAUUUUACAUGGAACAUACUUGUCAAAUAUUGUUGGUCGAAUUGCAUAGAAAUAGCGAAUGGCUUUUUUUCUUUUUUUUGUAAACUACUGUAGUAGCAUCUUAUGUGGUUUCUAAUUGGAGUCUUUGUAAAUGGGUCUGAUUGAAGAGCCAUUUUUUUCUUCCCCCUUAUCCUAAAUUUAAAUAAAGCUGGUAUUUGGGGUUUAACAAGAACUGAGCUGCAACAAUGCCAAUUCUUGGAUGUUGAGAUUUGGUAAACAACUUUUCAAAUAUAGUACGUUUGAUGUUUCAAGUCAUUGUGGCAAUGCUGUUAACUUCCACAAUUUGAUCAGUGUCAAAUGUAAUUAGUUCAACUUUUAUUUUUACUAUGUAAUUUGCUUUAAAUAAAUUUUGAGGUUUUGGCAAAAA
This is a messenger RNA of Nematolebias whitei (Rio pearlfish), 2581 nucleotides long. It is a transcript of the gene pnn, whose product is annotated as pinin, desmosome associated protein. The record is from RefSeq and is a predicted model, not a curated record. Gene Ontology annotation, cellular component: catalytic step 2 spliceosome. The transcript has 9 exons. Lineage: Eukaryota; Metazoa; Chordata; Actinopteri; Cyprinodontiformes; Rivulidae. The coding region runs from base 26 to 2056 and encodes 676 amino acids.